ACCUCCCUUUUUUCGAUAAGAUUUAGUUGGGUCCCAAAAAAGUUUUGCGCAGCGGGGAAAUACUUCAAUUCUACAGUUUAAAAUUUACUAUAUAUACUAACAGUACGUUUGAGUAAUCACAGACUAACAAACAGCCAAAAUUUGCUAACAUAACGCUACAUUUGCCGACGUACCCUCUCACCAAAUUAUAUAUAUACUUUGGCUUUUAUGCUACCUCAUUUUCAAAAUAUUAAAUUCUAAAUGUCUUGAUAUAUAUUUACGACUUCAUACCCACCUUGUGUAACAAGUGAGGGUAACAUGUUGCAGCUAGCUGUGCUGGAUUUUGUCGGGCUCAGCAGCAUUCAGGCCUCGGCGGUCACGUGAUUUGUGGCCUCAGUUAGGCGGUGCCUGCCUCCUGACGAUGGUUGCUCAGCGUGCUGCACGCAGACGUUGUCCCAACAAACGCCGUUACAUUUGAAGUUUUGAAUUAAAAAAAGGGCCUAACAGCAAUUAAACGCGUGUUUAGCUGCUAGCAUCCAAAAAAUCCUGUGCGUUUUGUAAAUUAAUUAGACAUGAAUAUUCUUUAAGGGUUACGAGCUGAUGCGUUAACUUAUAAGAAGUGAUUCCGGUUCAGUGGGAAGGUUUGAACUGCUCUCUGGAAAGUGACCAUUGUUGUAAUCAGGUCGAGGCUGUUAUCAUUUCCACUUGCUGACUUUCUUAGUUUUUUUACGGGUUUACAGCAGAAAAACUGUGAAAGCUUUUUAGAGUGUCAUGAAAGAAAUGUCAAGCACCAUGCCUGGUGGGCAGCAGCCUCAGAAACACUAUGGCAUCACCUCCGCCAUUAGCCUUGCACCCCCACGAGAAAUAGACCACCAGUACACCCAGAAGCUCUGUGAUGCUAUGAAACCUUUUGGGGUGUUUGAAGAUGAAGAGGAAUUGAAUCAUAGACUUGCAGUUCUUGGAAAGUUGAAUAACUUUGUUAAGGAAUGGAUUGCAGAGAUCAGUGAAUUAAAGAACCUUCCACCAUCAGCUAUAAGCUGUGUUGGGGGCAAGAUAUUUACAUUUGGUUCAUACCGACUUGGAGUGCACACAAAAGGAGCUGAUAUUGAUGCCUUAUGUGUGGCUCCACGCCAUGUAGAGAGAAGUGACUUUUUCCAGUCUUUCUUUGAGAAAUUGAAACAGCACGAAGAGAUCAAAGACCUGAGGGCUGUCGAGGAUGCUUUUGUACCAGUGAUAAAAUUCAAAUUUGACGGAAUAGAGAUUGACCUGCUUUUCGCCAGACUCGCCUUACAGUCCAUUCCAGACAACCUGGACCUGAGGGGGGACUCCAUCCUGAGAAACUUGGACAUUCGGUGUAUCCGCAGCCUUAAUGGCUGUCGGGUGACCGAUGAAAUUUUGUACCUGGUGCCAAACAAAGAAAACUUCAGGCUGACAUUGAGAGCCAUCAAACUGUGGGCAAAACGUCGUGGGAUCUACUCCAACAUGCUGGGGUUUCUGGGUGGAGUGUCAUGGGCCAUGCUAGUGGCCAGGACCUGUCAGCUCUACCCUAACGCUGUGGCUGCCACGCUGGUCCACAAGUUCUUCUUGGUGUUUUCCAAAUGGGAGUGGCCAAAUCCUGUGCUAUUGAAACAGCCUGAGGACAGUAAUCUGAAUUUACCUGUGUGGGAUCCUAGAGUGAACCCAUCUGACAGAUACCACCUGAUGCCCAUCAUCACACCUGCCUAUCCCCAGCAGAACUCCACGUACAACGUCUCCACGUCAACACGCACCAUCAUGAGCGAGGAGUUCAAAUACGGCCUCAGCGUCACAGAUGAGAUUCUUCAGGGAAAAGCAGAAUGGCCCAAACUCUUUGAGCCACCUAACUUUUUCCAAAAGUACAAGCAUUACAUCGUUCUCACUGCCAGUGCGUCCACAGAAGAAAACCACUUAGAAUGGAUCGGUCUGGUAGAGUCAAAGAUCCGCGUUCUGGUGGGAAACCUGGAGAGGAAUGAGUACAUCACCCUGGCUCAUGUCAACCCCCAGUCCUUCCCUGGAUCCAAAGAGAACCGCAACGAGAACGACUUUGUGUCCAUGUGGUUCAUUGGGAUCAUCUUCAAAAAAGUGGAGAAUGCGGAGAGUGUGAACAUUGACCUGACGUACGACAUCCAGUCCUUCACAGACACUGUGUACAGACAAGCCAACAAUAUCAACAUGCUGAAGGAUGGGAUGAAGAUUGAAGCAACACAUGUGAAGAAGAAACAGCUCCAUCAGUACCUUCCUCCUGAACUGGUGCAAAAGAAGAAGAGGAGCAUAGCUGAAUUGAACCGCAGCUCUAACGGUGGGAGCUCUAAGCGGAUCUCUCUGGACAGCAGUCAUCUGGACAGCUCCAGAGACACCGACUCGGGGACUCCCUUUAGCUCCCCAACCAGCAAACCCUCCAAGCCCGCGUCUGACACUGAUGACAGUGUCAGCCCUCCAAAGCAGCUUUUUGUGGAGGGCUCCCCAGUGCCUAGCGCGGCACCAGCUGCUCAAGACCAGGGCAUGUCCAUCCCAGUCAUUGGCUCAAAGCCUCCGGUUAAAGCAAAGCCUCCUUCCCCACCAGCCAGCAGCUCCAUCACCACAGUGCUGAGCGGGGAUGUGAAGCCCAAUGCCACCAGCAGCCCCAGAGAGGAGCCCAACGGCCUGGAAGACUCUGUCAACGGAGCUCCUGCAAAGAGACCACACUCGCCUACACAAGAGGACCUGGCCAAGAGGCACAAAGACGCAGAGGUGGUGUCCAAUGAUGACUCUACAUUUAAAGAGCCAUAUCCACCAUCUUCUGACUCCUACACACAUGGAGAAGGACCCAAUAUUACCCCCCUUUCUGGAUCAAAGGCUAAGCCCAUUCCAACCAUUGAUACCUCAAGAACACAGAGACUUCCGAGCAUGGAGCUGCCAGACGCCUCCUCGCCUCUCCCAGCCAGCAACACUUGCCGUGUCGUGAAAAAUUCCAUUAAACUGGCCCUGAACCGCCACAACAUCACACCUCCCAAGCCCCCAGUGUUCGAGGGAACCCUCACCACUGACGCUCCAGCCCCUGCCAGCGAAGAAAAGGGCAUGUCCAUUCCUGUCAUUGGCUCAAAACACGUGGCAUCCAAACACGCAGCACCCCCCGUCGGCAGCUCCAUCCCCACAUUAGUGAGCCGAGGAGCUGACCCGCUGAACGGAGCGGCCUCCAAGAGACCCCACUCCCCCUCUGUGGAGGAGCAGGCCAAGAGGCUGAAAGAAACAGAGAAGGCCAGAAUCCACAUAGCUUGAACACACAACUGUAGACUGGAUUCAUACAUACACAGAGGUGGGGCUUUACAGUUAAGUCAAACACCAAGAAGAUGACUUCACACAGGGACAGGGAGUGUGUUCAAGUCAGUCAAUCUCAAGUGUGAAGCAGCAGGACGGACACCUCACCUCAAAUCUUCAGAGAUUACAGAUUUGCCAGUGGAUAGGUGAUUUGGUCAAAACCAGAUGUCAGCCCCUCUGUCACGCUCACAGCCAGAGGGCAUUUAACACAACAGUCACGGAGAUAUCUGACAUGAGAACUACAGCGACCGUUUUUUACUCGUCUUCUCCCACCGUGUUUAAACACGUACACAGUACAGAUGGAAAAUGUGCUGUUCUUCUUUUCAUUUUCCCUUUUUUCCCGUUAACAUGUUUUAAAACAGCCCAAAACAUUUAUCGACGCUUGCUACACACACUUCUGGUGUAUGCUGAAAGUUUGUUUUUGUUUUUUUUCCCCCCCACCCCAAACAGAAUCCUGUACAGUAAAUGUUGAUGUACAUAACUUUUUUUGUCUUAAAAAAAGAGCAAAAGAUCACUGUUACGUCUUUUGACCAUUCUACUGUAGUUUUAUCUAAAAAGAAAAAAAAAAAAGAAAAAAAUGUAAUUUUUUGUUUUUCUCUGUUGCUUGUCCCAAAAAAAAGCAUUGUCUCGAGCCCUGGAAAUUUUUUGUAAACACUGUAUAGGUUUGGAUACAGUUGCAGGGAGGCUUCAUUGAGGGUUUGCUUGGAUAUGACUGAAAUCACAACCACAACUCUUUGGACCACCACGACUACCCAAAGAGGACUCCAGGUUAGUAUUGGACUUGCUGUGUGUAGGUGAUCAUUGACGCCCAGUGACAUUAGUGCUUCUCAGGUGCCGGUAAGAGCAAAAAAUAAUUCUUACAACAACAGGAAACAUCAUGCAUUUUCUGGAAGUGAUAAAAUGGAUCUGAAGCCUUUCAGUUAUGGUUUAGCUCUUGGAAGGAUUAGUACAGAAUAUCGAAAGAACCAUAUCAAAAUGCUACGCUAAUCCUUCUGUUCAGUGUAGCUUCAAUGUCACCGUGUCACACCUAUUGUUCGUCUUGGAUUAAAAGAAAAGGUUGGUCAGUUUUUUGCUUACUUUUCAUGGGUUGUUUAAGCCCUAGAUGUAAGAUAGGUGUAGUUGAUACAAAAAAAAGGUGAGCUCUGCACAGUUAAGGCAGUUACAGGAAAGUGUUUGAACAUCAGUUUUGUAUACGUCCCUGUGAUUCACAGAUUGUCUGUCUGACACCUAAAAUGAACCUCUAGUCCAUCAGGAGGGCUAAACAACAAAACUAAUUUGUUCAGGAAACUAUUUGACACCCCCACCCCCACCGGUUCACCGUGGUCUGUUUGCUAGUGAAGCUUGUUCCUGAUGAAGCCAGGUCCUGGUUGUUUUUGUGUCCAUGAAAGAGUUUGUGGUGCUUAGUGAAAAAUAUGGUUCGAAGCUUUUUGACAAGUUGUGCUGGUUUGUGUGUGUAUGCAUGCGUAUGUGGUUGACUGUGUGUGAGCGUGCAUGCAUAGAUGGUUGUGUUUGUGUGUUGGAGAGAGACAGAAUUCCCUUCAUUUUGGGUGUUUACCCUCUGCGCCUCCUGUGGAGGUUCUUAAAAGGCAUCCUGGGGCCACGGGUGGGGGGUCAGGAGACAUCUUUUUUUCCUUCCUUGGGCCCCAACCCUCCAUCUUUAUGGUCUAAAGCUGGGUGACUUUGUGUUUAACUUCAGCACAGAAGAUAUAUGUACAACAAAGUAUAAAGUGAUGCUGACGAGGCGCCCUCUUCUUCGGAGCAGGUAGAGUCAACCGAGACUCUUUUUCCAGCAUCAGCUUCCCCAAAUAAAUGUACAGAGAACAGUUUUUUCAAAAGGCAUAUUCUUCAUUAUUGGGGGUUUUCUUAUCACUUUAUUUAUAUUUGCAUAUUUGUACCAUGUGAUCUUUUUUUUAAUAGCAUUCAUAGCAGGUAGGUCUCUUGAAUGAAAUCUGCACCACUCUGUUUCAGACAACUCAUGUUUUGCUGUUCAGAAACAUUUAACAAAAGUCAUUUAGAUGUUUGUUUCUAAAAUGUAUUGAAAGGGUAUUUUUGUAUGUGUUUAUCACUUCCUUUAAAUGAAUCUGUACACCCAUUAAACCCCUUAAAACUA
This is a messenger RNA of Siniperca chuatsi (mandarin fish), 5404 nucleotides long. It is a transcript of the gene papolg, whose product is annotated as poly(A) polymerase gamma. The record is from RefSeq and is a predicted model, not a curated record. The transcript is spliced from 24 exons. Gene Ontology annotation, cellular component: nucleus. The coding region runs from base 751 to 3255 and encodes 834 amino acids. NCBI's taxonomy places the organism in Eukaryota, Metazoa, Chordata, Actinopteri, Centrarchiformes, Sinipercidae. Gene Ontology annotation, molecular function: RNA binding; poly(A) RNA polymerase activity.